Messenger RNA from Lactuca saligna, 2378 nucleotides. The record is from the annotation of a GenBank genome assembly. NCBI's taxonomy places the organism in Eukaryota, Viridiplantae, Streptophyta, Magnoliopsida, Asterales, Asteraceae.
AUGGAGAGUCCGGUGCCAUAUAGCAGAGGGUUGCAGAAACAUUCGAUCACGAAGCAAGCGCGAAGUGGAUAUGAACCAUCUGAUACAGAGACAGAAUUGCAUGAAGCUCCGUGGAGUCAAUUCAAUAAAAAGAGCUUAGAAUUGGGAUCUGGAGUACCAAAAAUGAGUCCUGAAGAAACCAGAAAUUUAAAUCAUCUGAGACUCAACAGAAGACACUCUUCAAAGUUCGAUCCUGAAGGUCUUCCACCUCCGAGAAGACACAGCAAAUCUCCAUACAAAACACGACGAGAUGACGCGAAUCCCCGAUCACCAACUCUCGGCCCACUUCCUCUUCCACCUGGGAGAAACAUCAGCCCCUUUUCAAAAUCUGAGCGUAGGAGACACGUUUCACCAUUUCUACAAUCGCAUGAUCCAUUGGAUGAUAAUGAUGAAGCUAAUGGCUCAUAUAUCAAGCAAAAACUCAGACAAUCAAAUCAUGAUUACACUAGAACAUUAUCAGCACCUAGACUUCGACCAAAGGACAAAGACCAAAGGGUAAAAAGGAGAGACGAAAGGAGUAGAACACCUCCAUUACGCAGAAGUAUAACCCCAAGAAAAGACAAAGAAGUAAAUUCCAAGAAUUCUCAUGCUCCUUCUGUAGGCGAGAUCAAUGAAAUGGUUGCAAAUGCGAAACUCGCGAAGAGUCCAAUCCGACGUGGACCUGUUUUCGAUAGCACAGACUCUCUUCCAGGUGGAGAUAUCUUCUUUUCUCGAGAUUAUCCACCAGUUUCAAAGCCGAAAGUCUUCAUAGAAAAGAAAUCCUACAAAUCAAACACCAUUCCUAACUACAAUACUCCUGGGAGUUCAUGGAAGUUCACUGCAAAUAGGAGAAAAAACCAGACAGAUGCAUGGUUUUCUUGCAUAGGGAAAGGAUCAUGUCGAAGUGGAACUAAUAAAAAGUCUCCUGAAAGAGCUUUUGAUGAAGCUUCUUUUAUUGAAAAGGCUUUUGUUGUUGAAAGUCUUAGACAAUUUUGGGCUGAUAAACAUCAACCUUCUUCAUUGGAUGGAUUUGCUUGUCAUAAACAAGAAGCCCUUCAACUUAAACAACUUGCAUCACAAGAAAUAUUUCCACAUAUUCUUUUCAAGGGAGGUCAAGGUUCAGGGAGGAAAGCAUUGACAAUGGCCCUAUUGCGUGAGAUAUAUGGAGAUGCUGCUCGAAAUAUAUCUCAUGAUUUAAGAUACUUCCAGAUUCAGGAAACUCGGUUGACUCAAGUAGCUGUUCCUGUAACUUCAAGUGUGCAUCAUGUAGAGCUUAAUGUGUAUUUGGAAGCUAAUGCCAGAUAUGCCCUUAUGGCUUCAGUUAAACAAAUAACUAGCAAUCAUUCAGUUGCUCCUGAGAUUAGUACAGUUAAUUUGAAGCCAGAUUUUACAGUUAUGGUCCUUUAUGAUGUUGAUAAAGCUGAUGAAAGCAUUCAGCACUUGAUAAAGUGGAUCAUGGAUUGCUAUUCAGAUGUUUGUAAACUUGUCCUUUGUUGUGAGGAUGAUCUUCAUAUUCUUGAACCUGUCAAAACUAGGUGCCACGUCAUCAAACUUGAUCCUCCAGUGACCCAUGAAAUCAUGGAAGUUCUUAUUCAAAUAGCAAGGAAAGAAAACUUUGAUUUACCAAUGAAAUUUGCUGCAAAAAUUGCUAAUAAAUCCAAACAGAAUUUAAGGAAAGCAAUCAUGGCUCUUGAAGCAUGCAAGUCUCACAACUAUCCUUUUGUAGAAGAUCAACCAAUUGCAAUAGGAUGGGAAAAUGUCCUAAUUGACCUUGCUGCUGAGAUCCUAGCUGAUCCAUCAUCUAAAAGGCUAUUUCUCAUACGUGGAAAGCUACAAAAACUUCUGGUGGAGUUUGUUCACCCAAAAUUGAUUCUUUUGAAACUGAUUGAACAGUUCCUCAAGGGUGUAGAAGCUACCAUCAAAAGGGAACUAUAUUAUUGGCAUGGUUAUUAUGAUAAGAGACUCCCAGUUGGAACCAGUGCCUUACUAAAAUUAGAAGAGUUUGUUGCCAAAUUCAUGAGUAUACACCGCAAGAAUUUACUUAAUCGUCAGUGACUGACUGAAGUUUUGCGAAUGCGUAUUCAGACACAUCGGAAAGAAAAGAUAAUGCGGAAUCCCAAGAUUGCAAUAUUUACUUUUUGGGGGAAUUGUUUGGUGUGAAAUUACAUAUUUACCCAUUAUAAUCGUUAUGAAUAUAGAUUUGGUUGUGGGUGUUUUUUAUGAAUAUUUUGUAUCAAAUGGUGAAUUAUGUUGAACUUAAGUAUGUAUAUUUUAGUUAAUAGUUGUUUGAGUUAAGUCACUCAAAAAGAGGUAUGAAUUUUGAAAAUAAAUUGAUUUGUUGUAAUAGUCAUUAAACAGAC